GCCGCCGUAUAAUUUAACGGGCUUUGAGAUCCUGGGGUUCGUGGUUUUCCGUUCCUGCACCUACCCAAUGUGGACGCACGGACAUGACACGUCACUACAAUCAAUCUCAGCCCGAUGUUUCGGACUGGGGCAACAGCAAAAUAUUAAACUCCAAGGACGGGGAUGAAUUGAGCCCCUCUUGUGUGCCACCCAGUGAGGAGGGCUGAGCAUGAUGAGCGGGAAGAGCCUCCUGUUGAAGGUGAUCCUGCUCGGGGAUGGAGGAGUGGGCAAGUCCUCCUUGAUGAACCGCUAUGUCACCGACCGCUUCGACUCGCAGUCGUUCCACACCAUCGGUGUCGAGUUCCUCAACAGGGACCUGGAAGUGGACGGACGCCUCGUCACCCUUCAAAUUUGGGACACGGCCGGCCAGGAGCGCUUCAAGUCCUUGCGCACGCCAUUCUACAGAGGAGCCGACUGCUGCCUGCUCACGUUCGCCGUGAAUGACCUGCAGAGCUUCCAGAACCUCGGCGGAUGGAAGAAGGAGUUCAUGUAUUACUCCGAUGUGAAAGAUCCUGAACGGUUCCCUUUUGUGGUGCUGGGCAACAAGGUGGACAUUGAACAGAGGGAAGUAGGGGAGGACGAAGCGCGGGCCUGGUGCGAGGAGAGCGGCUGCUCUCCUUACUUUGAGACCAGCGCUAAGGAUGACACGAACGUCACGGCCGCGUUCGAGGCGGCCGUCAGGGAGGUUCUGGCGGCUGAGGAACAUAUCGACCACUCGAUACUGAGCGGGACCAUAGAUCUCCAUGGUAACCGCAAAAUAUCUCGGUCCUGCUGCUGACGGGUCAGGUUUGAAACCUCACUGCCUGUGGGUAGAUUUGAAAGCUACUGAGUUGUUGUUUAUGGUUCACAGAGGGCAGGUACCAGUUGCUCUAAGAUUCUUUAGAUAAGAUACAGCGGAGGCUGUGUUUUUUAUUGAUGCUGAUAAAAUGUAAUCUGAGGAGAGCAGUGUCAAGGGUACAGCCGCUAUCAAAAGGGCCCCCAGCCAAGGUACACGCACGCUGAAACGCUCAUCCUGUGCUGUCUGCUUCCAGUCAUGUUGCACACUUAACCUCAUACCCAACUUCGCGUCUGUGAUACUUCCAAACUAAUUACAGUGGAACCUCCAAAGUCAAACACUAUCCACUCCGUGAUGCUAGUUGAAUUCCAAGUUGCUUAAAUUUCAGGUCAAGUUGUAAGUGACAUUUA
This is a messenger RNA of Hippocampus comes (tiger tail seahorse), 1224 nucleotides long. It is a transcript of the gene rab9b, whose product is annotated as RAB9B, member RAS oncogene family. The transcript is spliced from 2 exons. The coding region runs from base 209 to 817 and encodes 202 amino acids. Lineage: Eukaryota; Metazoa; Chordata; Actinopteri; Syngnathiformes; Syngnathidae. Gene Ontology annotation, biological process: Rab protein signal transduction; retrograde transport, endosome to Golgi. Gene Ontology annotation, molecular function: GTPase activity; GTP binding. The record is from RefSeq and is a predicted model, not a curated record. Gene Ontology annotation, cellular component: phagocytic vesicle; late endosome; lysosome.